This is a messenger RNA of Phycodurus eques (leafy seadragon), 744 nucleotides long. RefSeq names its product heart and neural crest derivatives expressed 2 (gene hand2). Gene Ontology annotation, biological process: heart development; regulation of transcription by RNA polymerase II. The transcript has 2 exons. Bases 1 to 744 code for a protein of 247 amino acids. Lineage: Eukaryota; Metazoa; Chordata; Actinopteri; Syngnathiformes; Syngnathidae. The record is from RefSeq and is a predicted model, not a curated record. Gene Ontology annotation, molecular function: protein dimerization activity; DNA-binding transcription factor activity, RNA polymerase II-specific; RNA polymerase II transcription regulatory region sequence-specific DNA binding.
AUGAGUCUGGUGUCAGGCUUUCCUCACCAUCCGGUCAUGCACCACCACGACAGCCACCACUACUCCCUGCACGCCGCCGCAGCCGCUCGGUGUCACGAGGACACGGGAGCGCCUCCUUACUUCACCAGCUGGCUUAUUAGUCACGCGGAUAUGUCGCCCACCGAGUACGGCCUCGCGCCGGGCUACAGCCCCGAUUACCAUGGCAACAGUGGCACCGGGACCGUAGGCGGCCUGGAUCCUCACCACCGCCAUCACCACUACGGACACGGCGCGUUAGUCGCCGGCACCGGCGCGAUCUCGGUGAACGGAGCCCAGGUGGGCAUGCAUCACCACCACGCACAUCCCCGGACAGUCAAGCGGAGACCCACGGCAAACCGCAAAGAGAGGCGGCGGACGCAAAGUAUCAACUCGGCCUUCGCGGAACUGAGGGAGUGCAUCCCCAACGUCCCCGCGGACACGAAGCUGUCCAAGAUCAAGACGCUCCGGCUGGCCACCAGCUACAUCUCCUACCUGAUGGACAUCCUGGACAAGGACGGCCAGCACGGAGACACUCAGGCCUUCAAGGCCGAGCUGAAGAAGACAGAGGCGCGGGAGGAGCGGAGGAAGAGGGACACGGUGGAUAUCCCCAAGACAGCUUUAUCGUCAUCAUGCUCAUCGUCGUCCCCAUCCUCAUUGGGCGACAAGAAGACCAAAGGGCGGACAGGAUGGCCGCAACACGUCUGGGCUCUGGAACUCAAACAGUAG